AUGGCAGGUCCUGUUCGCCAAGGAAUUGACAUCCCUUCUCUAGAAAGGUAUAUCAAUAACAAUGUCCCGCAUAUAUCAACACCUAUAGAGGUGAAACAGUUCGGUUUCGGCCAGUCCAAUCCGACCUACCUCCUGACCCCUCAGAGCGAAGGCCGUCGCUACGUCCUCCGCAAGAAACCCCCCGGGCAGCUCCUCUCCAAGACAGCACAUCAGGUCGAGCGCGAGUACCGCAUUCUCCAUGCGCUGAGGGAUACAAAUGUCCCGAUUCCCAGGGUAUACGUCUUAUGCGAAGACGAGAGUGUUAUUGGGACCGCAUUCUACAUCAUGGAAUUCCUGGAUGGCCGGGUUUUUACGGACCCGUUGAUGCCGGGGGUUUCUGCCCGUGAGAGAGGCGCGAUGUGGCGCUCCGCAAUCACCACGCUCAUGAAUCUACAUACCCUCUCUUACAGCGCCCUUGGCCUGGAGAACCUGGGCAAGAACUCGGGCUUCUACCGGCGGCAAGUCAGAACAUUUACUUCGUUGAGCAGACACCAAGCUACGACGACAGACGUCGAGACCGGCGUCCCCAUCGGCCCUCUCUCCCACCUAGAAGAGAUGGCCUCCUUUUUUGCAGAACCAGCAAACCAGCCAAAGGACAGGACGACCAUCGUCCAUGGCGACUACAAGAUUGACAACCUUAUCUUCCACAAGACGGAACCCCGCGUUAUCGGUGUCUUAGACUGGGAGAUGGCGACGCUAGGCCAUCCCCUUUCGGAUGUUGUCAGUCUCGUCGCACCUUUUCUUCCGCAUACCUGGGGUGUCGACAAUACUCCUUCGAGUCUUAGUCCUCCCAUACCCGAAUCUAACCUGGAAGCGAGCGGCUUGCCCAGUCUAGAGGAUUGCCUACUACUCUAUCGGCAGUCUGGCUAUGAUGUGCGGAGCGACUUAGCCUGGGGACGAGCGUUCGCGGGCUUCCGUGGCGCCGUUAUCAUGCAGGGUAUUGCGGCGAGGUAUGCCCGGAGGCAGGCGAGUAGUGCCUCAGCGAGGGAGUUCGGGGCUAUGGCGUGGCCGACGGCGGAAGGGGUCUGGAAGUUGGUUUGCGAAUUGAAGGCGAAGGGGACAAUAAUAGGCCGGCUCAUAUACAAGCCACGGUCCGUUCCAGGAUCUUAA
This is a messenger RNA of Aspergillus nidulans FGSC A4, 1149 nucleotides long. Its product is annotated as phosphotransferase family protein. The coding region runs from base 1 to 1149 and encodes 382 amino acids. Lineage: Eukaryota; Fungi; Ascomycota; Eurotiomycetes; Eurotiales; Aspergillaceae. Gene Ontology annotation, molecular function: protein serine/threonine kinase activity; protein kinase activity. The transcript is spliced from 4 exons. The record is from RefSeq and is a predicted model, not a curated record.